ACAAUUAUCUCACAAUAUCCUGACCUCAUAGUAAUGGCCGCCUCCAUCAUCACUCUCUCCCUUCUUUCAAUGUGCCUUAUUACUUGCUUGGCUCUCCCUCGAGACUUCUCCAUCAUCGGCUACUCGGAAGAUGACUUGAGCUCCCAUGACAGGCUGAUCGAGCUUUUUGAGUCCUGGAUGUCGAAGCACAGCAAGGUCUAUAAGAGCUUUGAAGAGAAGCUGAGGAGGUUUGAGGUCUUCAAGGAUAACUUGAAGCACAUCGAUGAGACAAACAAGAAGAAGAGCAGCUACUGGCUUGGACUCAAUGAGUUUGCCGACCUAAGCCAUGAGGAAUUCAAGGCAACGUACCUUGGACUGAGGACUGCCUUGCCAGAGAGGAGGGAUGCCAGUUCCAACUUCAGGUAUGAAGAUUCUACGGACUUGCCCAAGUCAGUGGAUUGGAGGAAAAAAGGAGCAGUGACCCACGUGAAGAACCAAGGCCAAUGCGGUAGCUGCUGGGCAUUCUCGACAGUAGCAGCUGUGGAGGGCAUAAACCAGAUCGUGACAGGGAACUUGACAUCACUAUCUGAGCAGGAGCUGAUUGACUGCAAUACAGACAACAAUGGCUGCAAUGGAGGGUUGAUGGAUUACGCAUUCUCUUUCAUAGUCUCCAAUGGUGGACUUCACACAGAAGAGGACUACCCUUAUCUCAUGAAAGAAGGCACUUGUGAAGAGAAAAGGGCUAAACUUGAGGCUGUCACCAUUACUGGCUACGAAGAUGUGCCGGAGAACAGCGAAGAGAGCCUCUUGAAGGCACUAGCCCACCAGCCUGUCAGCGUUGGUAUUGAGGCUUCCGGCAGAGACUUCCAGUUCUACAGUGGGGGUGUUUUUGAUGGGCACUGUGGAGAUGAACUGGAUCAUGGGGUGGCAGCCGUGGGGUACGGAACAUCCAGGGGUCAGGAUUACAUCAUUGUGAAGAACUCGUGGGGGCCGAGAUGGGGUGAGAAGGGAUAUAUAAGGAUGAAAAGGAAUACUGGGAAGCCUGAAGGGCUCUGUGGAAUAAACAAGAUGGCUUCUUAUCCUACUAAAGAUGAGUGAGGGAUGUCCUCAUGUUAUCCCGUGAAAAUGUCUGAUUUUAUCCGGUCUUCUUCUUAUUUGUUCUAAAUUAUUUUUUAUUUUCCCUUUCCAUGGAUGUAACUUUCAAUUGUUUCUCUUCAUGAAUAAAACAGGCGAUGCCAUUAAUUG
This is a messenger RNA of Elaeis guineensis (African oil palm), 1224 nucleotides long. RefSeq names its product cysteine protease XCP1. Gene Ontology annotation, biological process: proteolysis. NCBI's taxonomy places the organism in Eukaryota, Viridiplantae, Streptophyta, Magnoliopsida, Arecales, Arecaceae. Gene Ontology annotation, molecular function: cysteine-type peptidase activity. The record is from RefSeq and is a predicted model, not a curated record.